Messenger RNA from Acinonyx jubatus (cheetah), 6101 nucleotides. It is a transcript of the gene SPACDR, whose product is annotated as sperm acrosome developmental regulator. The transcript has 7 exons. NCBI's taxonomy places the organism in Eukaryota, Metazoa, Chordata, Mammalia, Carnivora, Felidae. The coding region runs from base 274 to 885 and encodes 203 amino acids. The record is from RefSeq and is a predicted model, not a curated record.
AGGUAGGCUCUCACAAUGGGCUAGAACUCUGCCUUCCUCUGAGUUCUCAUCCACUUUGACUCCUCUCCCUGUCUCAGGGAGGGGAGGAAAGGCUUAGGAUGAGUUGUCGGCGAAAGUUUUCCCCCUAGAUUCUCCAUUUCUUUCUUCUUGGCUGCACUUGAAGCUUCCAAGAGACCCCUUAGGUGGUGGCCACUGGCCUGCAACCUGGUCCCCUCCACCCUUUGUACCAAAUGCUUGUCCUGCCCCCUACUUGGUGCUUGUGUAUUGGGAGAAAUGGCGGUGGUUAUGAGGUUCUUCCGAUGGAUUUGGCGAAAGAUUACUUGCUGGGUUUUCUUCUGGAAACAAAAAGCUAAGUCAACCUUCUUGGAACACCAUGAUUCCCAGAAAAGUGUAUUGAAGGUGGAGAAGACUCCCAAGGUGGUUGAGACUUUCAAGUUGGUUGAGCCCUGCAAAGAGGCUAAGAUUUCCAAGAUGGUGGAGUCCCCCGAGGUGGCUGAUGCCUGCGAGUUGGCCAAAGCAACAGAUAGGGCUAAGGUGGAGCCGGGUCAUAGGGCCCGAUCCCUGCUGCAGCUGCCCCGGACAGCUGUCAGGUCUGUCUCCAUGCUCAUGGUCUCGGCCCUGCAGAGCGGCUGGCAAAUGUGCAGCUGGAAGUCAUCUGUGAGUUCUACCUCCAUUUCCUCCCAAAUGAGUUCUGGGUCCCCGGUGGAUACGUCGGAAGCUGAGAUGCUGCGGGAAGUGUACCUGAUACUGUGGGUCAUUCGGAGACAACUGCGACAGCUGGCCCGCAGGCAGGAGAGGCGGAGGCGGCGCCACAUCCGGGCCCACACUGGCUCCCAGCCUGACACGGCUCAGGGCCUGAAACAGGAUGCCCGGAGUCCCCUUUAGGGGGGAUCCCCACAUCCUCAAAAAGCCCCACCUCAGUCUUAGGUAAGGUUGAUAGGAGAGGUUAGGACAGCAGGCCAGGAGUUGUGUGUGAGAAGUUUUCAUACUGUCACCUCUCUCAUCGGGAGCCUAAGCCCAGGUGUGGGGUCCCACUUAUUCCCCUUCAUUCAAUUUAUUCAAUUUGUAAAAAAAAAAAAAAAAAAAAAAAAAAAAAAAAAAAAAAAAAAAAAAAAAAUUAUCAAAAGUUGGGAAAUAAAUAUCAGAUAUUUCUGAGUAAAUGGAGAGUGUGUUUGUGAAUAGCCAGAAGCAAUGAGGGGAACUCGGAGGGGGCACCUCAGGUCCUGCCCCAAAUAUGCGUGGGAGAAAUUUGUGGGCUUGGGGGAGGGGGCUUUGGGGGGAUCAACACAUCCAGGCCCUAGGCCCAAACCCACCUCCAGGGGCUGAAUUGCCUUUGGCAACCCUGCCAGGCCGGGAGUGCAGCAGCACCCUUUACAGAGACACGCCACCUCGCAUCAGGUCCUGAGCCCAUGCUCUCCCGGGCAAUCUUACAAGAUGGGUGUUUUGCAGAGGUUAAGUGGGUUGUGUAAAGCCGGAGGGCAAAGAUCUGCUGGAAACUGCCGGCUCCAGCGGCCAGCGCACUGACGAGCCCCUCUGGCGCUCGAGGGCUCCGCCGCAGCGAGGUUGGUGGGUCCGAAGACUCCUACCCGGGAGCCGGACACGAGACGGUGGGGAAGGCACGCAGGCCCAGCUGGCCGCGCCCCUGCCGAGAGCGGCGCAAAACUACACCUCCCAGGGUUCCCAGCGGUGCCACGGGCGGGGCGGGGGCGCGGGGACGCAGGGGAGACCUGGGGUGGUGCGGCGGCUGGGCAAAGGCGCCCCAGGGCCGAGAGUCCUGCUUCCCGGCCAAAGCUGCCGCGAAGAGAGUUGAACCCAAGGAAAACAUUCUUGGUUUAAACCUUUGAACCCAGAGACAAAAGUCUCAGCCCUGGACACCAGAUCUUCUUUUCACCCACAUCACUCUCCCUGCUUCACCCUCAUCCGCUGUCAUAUCUGAGCCCUGAGGAAGGAGAGCCAGCCCUCACUUCCCCUACAGGCAUGAAGGCUUUGGCCUCAGUUAUUCUCAGACAUGCAGACAGGGUGUGUGUGUAGCUGCAUGUACACAGAUGUGUGUGCCUGUAUGUACUUGCGGGUAUCUGUAGCUAUAUUUUCACUUGUUUCCAUUUUUCCCUCAGGAGCGGCAAGACUGAGAUUAACUGAAGGAGAAGAUUGUACAUCCCAGGGCUGAAAAUGCUGUCUGCCCCUUGCUGGAGCUGCCUAUCUGUCCCGUGGGGUCAUUCUGGGGUGCUGGGAAUGGCCUAAGGAGAGACAAAGAGAGACAGAGUGUGAGUGGGGGAGGGGCAGAGAGAGAGAGAGGGAGACAGAAUCCAAAGCAGGCUCCAGGCUCUGAGCUGUCAGCACAGAGCCCGACACAGGGCUCCAACUCAUGGACUGAGAAAUCAUGACCUGAACUGAAGUUGGACGCUUAACUGAGCCACCCAGGAACCCCUCUUGUCUUUUUGGUGGCAGACAUUCUGACAGGCUUCACGGAGUGCUGGGGUUGACUUCUAGAGACAAGCAAAACCCUCAGAGGGCAGAUAAUUAGCAGUGCACAAGAGAUACAGCCAACUCAGAAAAACCCAUCCUUCCUAGCUGUGUGACCUUGAGCAACAGGUGCAUCUGCCAUCCUACACCGAAUUUGGCUUUCUACAGGACCAUGGAGGUUUUCAUAGAGCCUGGCCCAAGGGAUCUACUCUCUUCUGAUGGAUAGUGCUCUGUGACAUGACCUGAUGCUGCUCCUCAGUGGGACCUGUACCUGUUAACAAGUACAUGCUUACAUGUGUGUGUGUUGGGGGUCACCUCAUCGGCCAAAGCAUAACUACCCCUUGCAGGUGAGAGUGUCUUGUAAGCAAGAUGAGAUUUUCCUGGUGGGAUUUCUGGGGAGUACAGGACAAAUGGAUGAGCCCUAUGAACCAGGCAUGUUGAUCCUCCAAGCUGAUAUUAUAAGGGCUAUGAAGAGGACUCCCCCCCACCCUCCCAGAACCACACUGGGCACCCUGCAGAUUUGAGGGUGGGCAGAGAAGAUCUGGAGAGGAUGGAUAUGGUCUCAGGAACAUCCAGCUCACUGCAUGGAUGCCUCCAGCGCCAAGUGGGGCAGAGAUGAUGCUGGGAGUGGAGUGAUAGAAGCUGGCCUAGGAUCUAGAGAAGAGGAAGAGAAGGAUAUGGAGGACCAGUCUCUUGGAAGUGGAGGAGGGGAGAGAUAUCUAGGCUGCAUUGGGUAAGGGGAACACCCUGAGCUGGGACCACUGGCCUGAAGGUAGAGAAGGAAGAGGAGAUUUUGAUCAGAUUGGGGAACCCUGGUCUUGGUGCCCAAUGUCCCAGCUUAGCUUCGGGCCAUGGUGGGGCUCUCUUGGAAUGAUGGCUUCCCAUUCCAGGGCUUCUCCUGUUCCUCCAUUUGACCUGUGCCCUGUGUUACCUCAGUUCCUUGCUCACUGGAUGACUCCCAAAGCACAGAGCUUGCUCCUGGCAGGAGAUCUGACCUGCUCCACCGCUCCAGCUCUCACUGCACCCACUUUAUGCUUCUAGGGUUUUCUCUUUUGCCAAGAAGCAGUUGAUCUCCAGCAUCCAUCCUCAGACCUGCCACUUUUAAGUUGCAUCAGGAUACUCGCUGCUUCCUGCGGUGCCUGGUAGGCCUGGCUGGUUGGACACAUCUAUCCAGUCAUCCUGAAUUGCCACUCCUGGCUGGGGGCUGACUGGGGAGGCUGCCAUGGCUGGUGGGGAGGGGAGAUGCUAGAGUCCUGGGGAGAAGUGAGAGGCUUGGGAAGGAGAGAGGAAGGGGCUGGUUGCAGGAGAUGCCAAGGGGAGGGGACCAGCCCCUGGGUGGUGGCAAAAGACUGAACUCUGUGUGUGUGUGUGUGUGUGUGUGUGUGUGUGUGGUGUUUGGGGGAGGGGAUGUACUGCCUGGAACAGAAGCUGCUCAGAGAUCAACUAAUAUAGUACCUCCACCUUUAAUAAUGAGAAGACUAAGGCCUAAAGAGGAAAGAGAUGGUGUUGCUGGAGGGGGUGGGGGUGGGGGGGAGUCCUUUGGCUUCUGGACCCAGGCCCAGUCCUCUCUGGGAUGUGAGUCCCUCCUAUUCCUCUCUCUGUCCCUAAGCAUGGACUAUGGACCUGGGGCAGCAGAUGUGAUAUCUGUGCCCACAGGCACAUCUUUGGCGACAGCAGUGUGGAAGGCCUCUUUCUCUGCCAAGUUCACUUCCUGCUGGACUACCUGGUUCCUGCUUGUGGCCCCUCCAUCCCUCUAGCCUAGAACCAACCCAAUUCCAGAUCUUUGCUCAGCUCAUUGGUGCCAGAGCAACACGCCUUUCUUCAGCCUAGGAUGCAGAUAGGAAAUGUGCUGGGCAUUUGGGGGUUUUCUUGGGUUAAGGACUGACACAGUGCAUGGCAGAGAGGAGCUUGUCAGGGGUAGGGUGGGGGCUGGGUCCUAAUUCCUAGGGCUCUGCUAGCAGCCCAGGUUUUGGUCUCCUAAAACUCAGUAUCUAAGGCCUCAGUUUCUUGAGCACGCUUCCUGGUUGCCAUGGUUGCCUGAUGCUUUGGACAUGAUCAGUGACCAGCUGUGUGGCCACUCCCUGGACCUUGAGAUGUUGGAGGCCAUUGGAUGGGCAUUGCUGGACAGAGACCCUCACCAUUAACUUCUUCACACAAGACUUCCCCUAAUGGCCCCUCCCUCUGUGCUGAUAUGGCCCCCAUCCCUUUCCCUACAUGGAGGGACCCCAGUGAGUCAUUCCUCUAUAAUGCCAACACCAGGCUUCCCUUCCCAGUGCCUCCAAUACACCACCUGUCUGUCUCCCGCGUCCCACUCUUCCUUCUCCUGUCUUUACCUGUUUCCCUUGGUAACUCUCUGGAGCCUGGGGAAGCCUUCUCAGGACAAGAUGGUCCUUCAUGACCAGAUCCUUCUCACCAAGGGGACUCCAAUCUCAGCCCCCCAAGGGAUGGGGAUGCUGCCAAGGUGAGAGUGUGGGUGAGAUCCUGGGGAACACGGUGACCCAAGCCCCAGGUGCUGCCCAGACUUUUCCCCCAACUGUAUUAGUUUUCUGGGACUGCCAUAACAAGUUACCACACACUCAAUGCCUUAAAACAACAUAAAUUCAUUCUCUCAUGAUUCUGGAGGUCAGAAGUCUGAAAUUAGUUUCCCUGAGCCAAAAUCAAGGUGCAAGGAGAGCUGUGCUCCCUCCAGAGGCUCCGGAGGAGAAUCCAUUCUUUGCUUUCGUCCAGCCUCUGGUGGCCACUCUGAUCUCUCUCACAUUGUCUCCUCUUUGCUGCCUCCCUCUUUUAAGGAGACUUGGGAUUGGGCCUCAUGUCUCUGGGAGGUCAUUAUUCAGCCUCCUACACCACCCUUCACCCAAAUGCACACACUCACAGUUGUUGAUCGCUUGGUCUAGGAGCUGUGGAAAUCAGCCAGGAAAGGAGUUGAGAAGUAGGAGAGGGCCCAGGACUAGCCCUAGGCCAAAGGCUUAGUAGCUUCUGGGUGGGCCUACCUGGGAGUGGGAGGGGGGAGCAGCAAAGUCUGGGGGGAACUGCCACAUUUCUCCCCAAGUUGUACAUCCCAAAUAGUAUUUGCCCAAAGACCUCUUUCAUGCCACCUGCCCCACUUGCAGGUUGGGAAGCACUAGGGGUUAUGGGUAAGAGCCUGGGUAGUCAGGCCCUGGGGCCAAGGUAGGCUGAGGCAUCACCAUUUACCAGUUGUGGUUCUCAAAAUGUGGGCUAGGGCCAGCAGCAUUAACAUCAUCUGGGAGUUUAUUAGAAAUGCAAUUUCUUGGGGGGAGCGCCUGGGUGGCUCAGUUGGUUAAGCGUCCAACUUCGGCUCAGGUCAUGAUCUCAUGGUUUGUGGGUUUGAGCCUCGUGUCAGGCUCUGUGCUGACAGCUCAGAGCCUGGAGCCUGCUUCAGAUUCUGUGUCUCCCUCUCUCUCUGCCCCUUCUUGGCUCAUGCUCUGUCUCUCUCUCUCUCUCUCUCAAAAAUAUAUAAACAUUUAAAAAAAUAAUAAAAUAAAAAUUUUUUAAGUUCAAUUUCUUGGGCCAUACUACAGACCUACUGGAUCAGAAACUCUUUGCUGGAGCCUGGCAUUCUGUGUUUUAACAUGCCAUCCAGGAGAUUUUGAUGCAUUUUUAAAAAUGUUUAUUUAUUU